Ailuropoda melanoleuca (giant panda) is the source of this 588-nucleotide messenger RNA. Its product is annotated as alpha-enolase-like. Gene Ontology annotation, biological process: glycolytic process. Lineage: Eukaryota; Metazoa; Chordata; Mammalia; Carnivora; Ursidae. Gene Ontology annotation, cellular component: phosphopyruvate hydratase complex. The transcript has a single exon. The annotation marks the transcript as partial. The record is from RefSeq and is a predicted model, not a curated record. Gene Ontology annotation, molecular function: phosphopyruvate hydratase activity; magnesium ion binding.
AUUGUCAUUGGGAUGGAUGUAGCAGCAUCUGAAUUCUAUCGCGAUGGCAAAUAUGACCUAGACUUCAAAUCCCCUGACGAUCACAGCAGAUACAUCACUCCUGAUCAGCUGGCUGACCUCUACAAGAAUUUUGUCAAAAAUUACCCACUGGUGUCCAUUGAAGAUCCCUUUGACCAGGAUGAUUGGGCCGCCUGGAAGAAGUUUACAGCUGAUGUGGACAUCCAGGUGGUUGGUGAUGACUUGACAGUGACCAACCCAAAACGGAUCACUAAAGCCGUUCAAGAGAAAUCCUGCAACUGUCUCCUACUCAAAGUGAACCAGAUCGGCUCUGUCACAGAGUCGCUGCAGGCCUGCAAGCUCGCCCAGUCUAACGGUUGGGGUGUAAUGGUGAGCCAUCGCUCUGGAGAGACUGAAGACACCUUCAUUGCAGACUUGGUGGUUGGGUUGUGCACUGGACAGAUCAAGACUGGGGCUCCCUGCAGAUCUGAACGUCUAGCAAAAUAUAACCAGCUUCUAAGAAUUGAAGAAGAACUGGGGAGCAAGGCCCGUUUUGCUGGCCGAAAUUUCAGGAAGCCUAAGGUCAACUAA